AUGUCUGUUCCGUAUCUCAUCAACAGCGCCUCCGGGCACAUUCCUGCCUCUGAAAGGAUCCCAGUUAUUGCCAGACCUUUCGUGAGUGAGCGAGCAAAGAAGACACUGGACUUGGUCGAGCGAUUCGUCGAGGAAGAAUGCAUUCCUGCCGACGCCGUAUUUGCGCAGCAGAUCAACUCAAAGGGCGGGGACAUCGUGUCGCGCUUCGACGCCCAUCCACCGGUCAUUGAGGACCUCAAGGCCAAAGCCCGCAAACUGGGUCUGUGGAACAUGUUCCUGCCCAAGAACCAUUUCAAGGAAGGCGCCGGCUUCUCCAACCUCGAGUACGGCCUGAUGGCCGAGUACCUGGGCAAGUCGGGCGUCGCCAGCGAGGCCACCAACUGUGCCGCCCCGGACACGGGCAAUAUGGAGGUCUUUGCCAAGUACGGCACCGAGGAGCAGAAGCAGAAGUGGCUCGGCCCCCUGCUGAACGGCGAGAUUCGAUCGGCCUUCUUGAUGACGGAGCCGCAGGUCGCCAGCAGUGAUGCCACCAACAUCGAGCUGAGCAUGAAGCGGGAUGGGGACUACUACGUGCUCAAUGGCCAGAAAUGGUGGUCCAGUGGUGCGGGCGACCGCCGAUGCAAGAUCUACAUCGUCAUGGGCAAAUCCGACCCCAACAAUCCGAACGUCUACAAGCAGCAGUCGGUUAUUCUCGUCCCUGCCGACACCCCCGGCAUCACCAUCGAGCGGAUGCUGUCAGUCAUUGGCUUUGACGAUGCCCCGCACGGACACGGCCAUAUCUCGUUCAACAACGUCCGCGUGCACAAGAGCAACAUGAUCUUGGGUGAGGGACGUGGCUUCGAGGUCGUCCAAGGCCGUCUCGGACCUGGCAGAAUCCACCACGCCAUGCGGUCUGUCGGCGCUGCCGAGAGGGCGCUCGAGUAUUUCCUGGCGCGCAUGAACGACCCGGCCAAGAAGCCAUUCGGCAAGCUGCUGGCCGAGCACGGCAUCAUGUUGGAGCGGGUGGCGCGGUCGCGCAUCGAGAUCGAUGCGGCACGGCUGGCGGUGCUCAACGCCGCCAUCAAAAUCGACCAGUCCAACGCCAAGGACGCGCUCAAGGAGAUCGCCGAGGUCAAGGUCCAGGUGCCCAACAUGCUGCUGGACGUGCUGGACCGCGCCAUCCAGGCUUACGGCGGCGCGGGGGUGUCACAAGACACACCGCUGGCAGGCAUGUGGGCUUCCGGCCGCACCAUGCGCAUCGUCGACGGGCCCGAUGAGGUGCACAUGCUACAGCUGGGCCGCAAUGAGAACAAGCGCGGUCCGGCCCUACUCAAGCGCAUUGCCGCUCAGAAGGAGAAGACCAAGGAGCUGCUCCGCCAGUACGGUCUGGAGCAGAGGGAUCCCUUCGCUUUGAAGCGUGUCAGCGGUGGCCAGUCAAAGUUGUGA
Fonsecaea erecta is the source of this 1425-nucleotide messenger RNA. RefSeq lists its product as hypothetical. Bases 1 to 1425 code for a protein of 474 amino acids. The record is from RefSeq and is a predicted model, not a curated record. Gene Ontology annotation, molecular function: flavin adenine dinucleotide binding; oxidoreductase activity, acting on the CH-CH group of donors. The transcript is spliced from 4 exons. Lineage: Eukaryota; Fungi; Ascomycota; Eurotiomycetes; Chaetothyriales; Herpotrichiellaceae.